ACAUACAAUCUUUAAAGAAAAAAGAAUAGUCAAGAGAACAAAAUAUGAAGGUUGUGGCAAUCUUUUUGGCUUCUUGUGUCCUUUUCUCUCUUAUCCCCACCCACUUAUCACAUGAAGAACCAAAGGUUGCACCAACAGAAGAACUAAUGUUUGCACCAAGCAAUCAACCAAGGUACUGUCGUUCGAGACAAGUGUUUGAUGGAUCAUGCACAGACAGAGGCACUCCACGCACGACUUGUUUCCUUGACUUCUUAGGUGCGCGAAGUGCAAGUGAGAUGCCUAAGAACUGCGAUUGUACCCCUCAGCCCAAUAACAAGCGUCUUUGUGAAUGUUCAGUUAUUUGCACCGAUUGUUGUGUAAAAAAUUAACACCUACUAAUAUGUUGUUAUCUACUUAAUUUUCAGCACAAUUAUAAUAAAAAUUUUGUCCCCAAUAA
Molecule: messenger RNA, 436 nt
Organism: Arabidopsis thaliana (thale cress)
Lineage: Eukaryota; Viridiplantae; Streptophyta; Magnoliopsida; Brassicales; Brassicaceae
Gene: SCRL10
Product: SCR-like 10
Exons: 2
Coding region: 45-368 (107 amino acids)
Biological process (GO): signal transduction
Cellular component (GO): extracellular region
Source: RefSeq, marked reviewed